Messenger RNA from Neurospora tetraspora, 2633 nucleotides. Its product is annotated as succinyl-CoA synthetase-like protein. Gene Ontology annotation, cellular component: mitochondrion; succinate-CoA ligase complex (ADP-forming). Gene Ontology annotation, biological process: tricarboxylic acid cycle. The coding region runs from base 437 to 2566 and encodes 709 amino acids. Gene Ontology annotation, molecular function: succinate-CoA ligase (GDP-forming) activity; succinate-CoA ligase (ADP-forming) activity. The transcript has 6 exons. The record is from RefSeq and is a predicted model, not a curated record. Lineage: Eukaryota; Fungi; Ascomycota; Sordariomycetes; Sordariales; Sordariaceae.
GCUAGCGCCAACCAUUUGUGCGGAGGGCGGGGGCCAUCACCGUUACGGCUCCGAGUUUACCGUUUCACAAGUCCGCUACCGGGUCGGCCGCAUUAAUUCGUCCUACUGACAGGCAAGAACGGCAAGACAACGUGGAGGUCGGAACUAAAUGUCUUCCGGAAAGCUGGAUCAAGUCAAGACGGCUCUUCUUGCUUCUCCAUCUUUCUAAAAUGGAUCUCGACUUCCAUCUUCAAAAAGGCCUUGCCGUUGUUUACAAUCACACUUGUGCCAUCUUUACCAGAGCACACCCUUAUAUAACGGUAACCGUCCAAUAUCGUUGCCUACUGAUUUGAGUGUACUACAACAAUCCAUUGUGCCUGGUGGAUUUCUGCAACUUACACAGAUAUUCCCAGAAUCCCCUGCACCACGGCGGCCAGUGGUGAUCAACUAAAUCAACAUGAAAAUGUAUCAACACGCUAGGCAUUGCUCACCCGUACAUAGCCUUCAAAGCCAAUGGGCUUGUAGGCUACAAACGCCAUCAAGCAGCCGACGUUCCUUCGCCACCUGUCAACCCCUACAUGGCUCAUACGCAGACACUCUGUCGUUCCUUCGAAUCAACAGCAACACGCGAGUAAUCUUUCAGGGAUUCACAGGGAAACAGGCCACAGCAAAUGCUAAGGAUUCUUUAGCAUGGGGGACCAAGAUAGUCGGUGGUGUGACACCGGGCCGCACCGGAGAGCAUCUCGGCCUUCCCGUGCUACCCUCCGUCCGCCAGGCUAUGGAGCAACUCAAGCCAGACGCAACCGCCAUCUAUGUUGCCGCCCAUCAGGCCCCCGGGGCUAUCGAAGAGGCCAUCGAAGCCGAAGUGCCCCUUAUAGUAGCUGUCGCUGAGCAUAUUCCAGUUCACGACAUGCUCAGGAUCCAUUCCAUACUCAAGACUCAGUCCAAGUCUAGACUUGUCGGUCCUAACUCUCCCGGCAUCAUCUCGGCUGUAGGGAAGUGUCGUAUAGGGUUCCAACCAUUGCCAUGCUUUUCGCCUGGGCGGGUGGGUAUUGUAGCCAAAUCGGGCACUCUGAGUUACGAAACUGUGGCAUCAACAACCAGGGCGGGAUUGGGUCAGAGCCUGUGCAUAGGCGUAGGCGGCGACAUGGUACCCGGGACGGACAUGGUAGAAGCGUUGAGUGUCCUUGAGAAAGAUCCAGACACUGAGGCCAUCGCUUUGAUUGGCGAAAUCGGUGGAAUGGGAGAGCUUGAAGCUGCAGCCUGGAUCAAAGAAUACUACUCUCGCAGUGAAUCUCCCAAGCCAAUUGUUGGUCUUAUAGCCGGUGUAAAUGAAGCACCAGGCCGGAUCAUGGGACACGCCGGUGCUUUUACGUCCCUCAGGGAACCCACUGCAAAGGCGAAGAUCACAGCACUCGAGGAUGCUGGUGUGACCCUGGUUAAUCACCCAGCCAAGAUAGGCGACAUCUUGAAGACAAAAUUGCAAGGCACAGCUGGGUCCGGCACGACGAGCGGAUCCAAUCCUUUCGCGAGCGGCACGCAAAGGCGUCAGCUUCACUCCAUGAGAGGACCCGAACGGCGUCCCCUCGUGACCGGUUCAUCCGUCCAUAACAAGCACCAGCAUCAACAGCGACGGAGCAUCUAUCUCGAUGUGAACCCGUGCUUUGCUGAGCUCCGCGUCCGCGGCGGGAUCAACUGCGGCCCAUAUUCCGGCCACGGCACCCGCCGCCUCCUCGCUGUCGGCAUCGACCGCUCAGCACGCUCUCCUUCCAUCCUGGUCGCCCCUUCUAUCGAAGACUGGAUGGAAGAGGCCCAGCGCACCACCGCGCCAGUCAAGAGCUUUCCAUUUGACUACCGCCGGGGACCCGACGACUUGGCCAUCGAACGAAUCGCGAGCCACCUCCAGCUGAGCAACAAGGGUGACAGCGCGGUCGACUCACUCCCACGGCUCAUCAAGACCUUGACGAGGCUCUUCUACGAACAGGAGGGACUCCUCCUCACGACGCACAUCGUCGAGCGGCUCGGAGAGAUCAAAGUCGUCCAUGCCCGCUUUGCCUUCGACCAAGCCACCUUCCGCAACGGCACGCCCCAGGACAAGAUCAAGGCCAUGUAUGUCCGCGCCACCAAUGAGCCGGCCGCGAUCGAGGCGCAGCGGAGCGGCAUCGUGUACGUCAAGCUACCCGGGGAAGACGCGACAAUCGGAACGCUGGUGAACGGGGCCGGGCUGGCUAUGAACACGGUCGACGCUCUGGCGGACGUGGGCGGGAAGGCGGCCAACUUCUUGGACACGGGCGGCAAGGCGACCAGCGAAACAGUGAAAGAAAGCUUCAGGAUCAUACUGCAGGAUCCGCGGGUAAGGGUCGUGUUUGUGAAUAUCUUUGGAGGACUGACGCUGGGUGAUAUGAUUGCCCGCGGCAUCAUUAUGGCCUUCCGGGAGCUGUCGCUUACGGUUCCUGUUGUGGUGAGGAUCAGGGGUACGAAUGAGAAAGAAGGACAGAAGAUCAUUGCGGAUAGUCAGCUGCCGCUUUAUGCCUUUGAUGACUUUGAGGAGGCGGCGGCUAAGGCGAUUGAGUUGUCUCGCAGAUAGAUGCAUCCUUCUUGUACAAUCUAGUGCUGGUUUAUUUAUUAAACUUACUAUUGCGAGUACAUUGGAC